This is a messenger RNA of Cryptomeria japonica (Japanese cedar), 2831 nucleotides long. Its product is annotated as putative kinase-like protein TMKL1. Gene Ontology annotation, molecular function: protein kinase activity; protein binding; ATP binding. The transcript is spliced from 2 exons. Gene Ontology annotation, biological process: protein phosphorylation. The coding region runs from base 375 to 2342 and encodes 655 amino acids. The record is from RefSeq and is a predicted model, not a curated record. Lineage: Eukaryota; Viridiplantae; Streptophyta; Pinopsida; Cupressales; Cupressaceae.
UAAUGGUUUUGCUAAUGCAACAUUAUGUGCCUGAUAAACCCCCCCAAAAAAAACCAUUAUAUGCCUGCACAAACUUCCAUCCUUUCAGGUGAUUCUGCAUGGUGCAUUGUAUUUAGUGGCAGCCAUUCCCAUGUUUCUUCAUUUUUUUAAAUAUCUUUUCUCUCUGCCCCAAAAUCUGUAUUGCUGUCAUAAUGGCUUUGCCUCCAAGUUACCCACUUUCCCAUAACAUCUGCUGUAAGUUACUUUUUCAUCUCCAAUGCCAUUGGACUACUUUAGCCCAUUAGCAACAUUGGUGAUUUCUUAAUAGCAGCCUGAACUUCUCCUGUAAUAAUAUGAACUGAGAUUUGUUUAAGGUUGUUUUUGGCUUCGCGUUAAUGGGUUUUCUCAUAUUGCUCUGUACUAUACUUUGUGUGUACAUAAUCCCCGGAUGGGGUCAGAUUGAAACAGAUGGAAAUUUACUGCUUUCGAUUAAACAGUCCUUGCAAGGGAACUCAUCUGAUAACAUUCUGCUGUCUUCAUGGAAUGCUUCAGUCCCAUUAUGUGAAUGGAGAGGCAUCAUAUGGGCGCAUGAAAAUGGGUCCCUCCUAGACUGCAGAAACACUACCCAAAACAUGAGUGCUGCCACAAAUCCACCUUUGGUAGUCUACAGCAUUGAGCUUGCUGCUGCUGAACUUGCUGGAACAAUCCCAAAAGACAUUGUAAGGCUUUCACACCUUGAAAAGCUCUACUUGGGCGUUAACAUGCUCACGGGGACCAUUCCUUUAGAGCUUGGUAACAAUGCUAAGCUUUCAUCCUUGUCAUUGACAGGAAAUAAGCUCAAUGGCAGUAUUCCUCCCUCAAUCUGGAAUCUCUGUGGACAGCUUGUGGAUCUUCUCCUUGAUGGAAAUGAGUUGAGUGGUUCUAUUCCAGAGCCUGCAUUGCCAAAUGUGACAUGUCCAAAUCUGCAGAUUCUGGAUUUUAGCAACAACCAUCUUGAGGGACCUGUGCCUAUGUUCCUGAAAAACUAUGAGGGCCUGCAAGAGCUAGAUCUGAGCAAUAAUUCUUUAUCUGGUGCAAUACCUGAAGCUCUUGCCCUCCUGAAUUUAUCUAGUUUGGAUUUGUCCCACAACAAUCUCAGUGGAUCAAUUCCAAUGUUUCCACAGAUGUUUGGUAAUGAAUCCUUUGCUGGAAACAAUCUCUGUGGAUCUCCUCUUGCAUCUUGUGCAGAAGCCAAAGUGCAGAGACAUUCAGGACUGAGCUCUGGUGCUGUUGCAGGGAUUGUUAUUGCGUUGAUGGCAACAAUGGUUGUUUUGUUGUCUUUAUUGAUAGGCUUUGGCAACAAAAAGGUGUUCCGAAGAGAAGACCAUUCUUUCAAUGAAUUUGAGGGCGCAGAAACAGGUGAACCCAGAUUAGUGCUUUUUGAAGGUGGGGAACACCUGACUGUGGAGGAUGUCUUGAAUGCAACAGGCCAGGUACUGGGAAAAACCAGCUAUGGAACUGUAUAUAAGGCCAAGCUCACUCAAGGAGGCACUAUUGCUCUGAGGCUUCUCAGGGAAGGCACUUGCAAGGACCGAGGGGCAAUUCUUCCCGUGGUUAAGGAUCUGGGCAGGCUUCGACAUGAAAACAUAGUGCCUCUUCGAGCAUUCUAUGAAGGAGAAAGAGGCGAAAACCUUCUUGUAUAUGAUUAUCUGUUCAACGGCAACUUGGCAGACCUUCUUCAUGAUGCUCGAGGUGGCAGGCCAGCUUUGAGCUGGGCUCGCAGGCAUAAGAUUGCUCUUGGAGCAGCGAGAGGGCUUGCACACCUUCACACAGGACUGGAAACGCCUGUCAUUCAUGGGAACCUCAAGUCCAAGAAUGUCUUGGUGGAUGAAUACUAUGUAGCACAUCUAACAGAUUAUGGCCUGGACCGGUUAAUGACACCUUUAACUGCUGCUGAGAUGAUGAAUGUAUCUACUCGUGAAGGCUACAAGGCUCCUGAGCUUCAGAAGAUGAAGAAGGCCAAUACCAAGACUGACAUAUACAGCUUUGGCAUUCUCCUCCUUGAAAUACUGAUUGGUAAGAGGCCAGGCAGGGAUGAGAGUUCUGGUGAGGUUGUGGACUUGUCAUCCAUUGUGAAGAAUGCUGUACUGGAAGAGAGUACCUUGGAGCUGUUUGAUGUUGAGAUUCUGAGGGGAAUGAGAAAUCCAGUCGAUGAUGGAUUGCUUCAGGCACUUCAACUUGCUAUGGGUUGUUGUGCUCCUUCUCCCUCUGUGAGACCAGAUAUGAAGGUGGUCAUCAGACAGCUUGAAGAGAUAAGGCCCAAGGCUCAUUCUGCUUUGUAUACUCCUGCUGAAUCUAGGAGUGAGCUUGAGCUUGCAUUUUAGCUUCAAGUUCCUGCAAAGUUUUUGUUUUCCAAACCAUUUCAGACCUUUUAUGCCUCUCUAUCUCCACUCUCCAGCCCAUUUUUGUCACUGCUGUAAUGAUUAGUUUUGGAAGUAAUGUCCUGCAAAACCAUAAGUAGAAUGAAACCAAAUGGGCUGCAUACAGGUGUUUGCACUAUGGUAAGACAGAGGAGCUGAACAUUCAGAACUAUGUGCUAAAUAUCUUUAGACUAUGUGUCUGUUACUUUCUGAUUGAAGAUUGGAAAGUUUGAAGAUAUACAAGUUUUACCAACAAAAUUUGCAUGGACAGAGCUCCAUUGAAAUGUAUCUUGGCUUCCCAGUCAUCACAGUAUGGACUAUUUUAUUAUUAACAACAUUCAAGAAUGAGCACCGAAAACCUGGUUAGUGAAGCAUAUUUCUGUAUAUCUUCAACCAAUUCAGAGGAAUGGACUCACUUGAGAUUUAAUCAAGUACAAAUAUCUCUUUCUUUGU